Fomitiporia mediterranea MF3/22 is the source of this 771-nucleotide messenger RNA. Its product is annotated as cytoplasmic protein. The coding region runs from base 1 to 771 and encodes 256 amino acids. Lineage: Eukaryota; Fungi; Basidiomycota; Agaricomycetes; Hymenochaetales; Hymenochaetaceae. The record is from RefSeq and is a predicted model, not a curated record. The transcript is spliced from 6 exons.
AUGGUUCUAUUCUUCACUUCUACUGCAAUGGACCCGCCCGUUACGAUUUACAUGGGCAAGGACAAAUUCGAAAACGAAGACCUAAUCAAAUAUGCAUGGCCACAAGACGUGUGGUUCCAUGUUGACAAGCUCUCGAGUGCACAUGUCUACGUACGUUUACCAGAGAGUGUACCGUCAUGGGAGGGGAUACCCCAGGCUGUGCUUGACGAUGCAGCGCAGCUUGUCAAAGCGAACUCGAUCGAAGGGAAUAAGAAAGAUAAUCAAACGAUCAUAUACACGCCGGCAAGUAAUCUCAAAAAAACAGGUGAUAUGGCAGUUGGCCAGGUUUCGUUUCACAGUGACAAGAAAGUGAGUACCUUUCGUCGUUCUAGUAAUAUUGUUCUAGACCGAUGGAGAAGAAUACGUAGGUCAAACGAGGUAAGAGUCGUGCAUCAUCACACUCUCUCCGGUAUUUUGGUGAACCAUAACACCGAUCCGUUGCUAGUAUACGUUGAGAAGCGAGAAAACGCUAUCGUGAAUCGAUUGAACAAGACAAAGGUCGAACGCGAGGUUGACCAUGAGGCAGAACGCGUCGAACGACUUAGGAAAGAGAAAGAAGCCAGCAGAGUUUUCGCUGCUACCAAGCGAAAAGAAGCGGAGGAACUUGCAAAGCAACGAGCAGCGGAGAAAGCUGCUCGAGAUUAUGCGUUGUUGGACGUUGUGGACCCGGAAGACGGCGAGGCGACGAACGAGCCGAAGAGUGUACAGGAGAUGAUGGACGAUUUCAUGUAA